GCAGCACGCUCAUGAUUUCACGACAAACAGGACUUGGUGACGACGUGGGGAGGCUUGGGAAAAUAAGGGACAUUUUGUUGCCUGUCAAAAUGGUUUUAGAACUGGAAGAUCAACAAUGGAAUCUGUUGUCCUUUUAGAUCAUGAUAUUAAAAAAGCGUUUCAAAACAGAGAAGUAAUGACUAAAACUGCGAAUAUUUGUCGAUCUACAUUGCAACGUGCCUUGGAAGAAUUAUGCGGAGUAGCGUGGAGAUUUCCCGGGAGUUUGAUCAACUCGUGUGAUCAGAACUUGAAUCGAUGUUGUGAACUUAUUGAACUGACCUCAAAGGUGCAAAGUGAACUGUUCACCAUCCUCAGCCUUGCAGCAAGUGAAGGUGGUAUUUAUUCCGGCAUUGAUACCAUCAAAUCACGCUUUUUGCCAUGGCUUGGGUCUAACUUUACAGUCAUUACUUCAGGGGUGACCUCUGACACCAGCCUUUCUCUCAUGCAGGAAUCUGCUGAAAAAGAUCGGAAACUGAGGGAGCUGGCAACAGCCCAUGAUCAGGAAAUGCUCGACCUAGAGACUGAAUUAAAUACCACACGUCGCCAACUGGGGGCUGUCAAGCAGGAGUUAGCAGAAGCUCAUCUGGAACUGGACAGUACUCAGAACAAAUCAGCUGUCACAUUCCAAAUGACGGAGGAUGAAAUAAGUAGAUUGAAAGCUGAACUGAGUGCAGUUCGAGAGCAGGUGAGAUAUUAUAAACAAAAGGUGGACAUCCUGGGUGAUUAUGACCACAAGAUCAGACAACUAAAGGAUGAAGUCUCCUUCCUCUCGGCAGAGAAAUCCAUACUACAGGAAAGGAUCCCAGGACGGCGUUCUCCAAUCUCUUUUCCAUCUGUGACCCGUUCCUCUCCAACUUAUGGUAAACUGACUAAUGCCUCGCGCCAAAUACGGCUGAUAUCACACUUCAAUGACAUUUAUGCCAAUGAGCGUCUGAAUGCACAAAAUCUCCUGAGGCGUUACGUUGAUGAUCUAGAGAUGGUACAGCGAAUAAUAUUCAUUGCAACCGCAGAGGCUUUUCAAGCAGCAAAAACGGCGUUCCGACAAUUCAAACUGCGGGUACGGAAAACAUUGUCGCCAUCGCACCUUGGCCCAGAGUCGCUGGAUGACAAUGUGAUGGAUUACAUCAUUCGCAAUCAGGAUCUCUACGAUGUCCAGUCCAGCAUUGAUGAUGUGAUCCGUAGCAUUAGUGUCCAUCCAAAGAUCUCCAUGCCGCCCGAAGUUGACUUUAUAUUGAUCAGCAGUUUUAUCCGUGAAAUUUGCCGUGUAGCCUUUGCCAUGCAGACACUGGAGCCCCCACUUGACAUAGCCUUCACGGCGGAUGGUGAACUCUUCAAUGAGAAUAAGUAUCGCCGCAGCUAUGACUCUGAUUUCACUGCACCCCUGGUGGUUUACCACAUCUGGCCAGCUCUGGUAGAAAACGACACUGUCGUUGCUAAGGGAGAAGCAUUCACAAAGAGGGGAGCUCUGUGGGCACCCAGUAAAAGCCGAAGUAAGAGCUCCAGUCCUGUUCAUUCUCGUUCCACCAGUCCAGCCCGUGGCCUGUCAUCCCGGAGCCGAAGCCCUUCCCCCAUCAGGCGAAGCAUUAGUCCCAAAAGAAGAUGCUGUGCUUCAACAGGGCACUGAAGUACCAAAGUUGAAGAAUUAACUGUUUGAUAGACUUCUGGAUACUUCCCAAGUAAUGCAAAAAGCAGUUUAAUUGAUAGAAGCAAAUAUCUGUGAUAAUCCAUAUUUUCUCACCUUGGGGAAACAACUAUCAUUGUUUGAUUUUUGUGUGUAUUAAUUGUUGCAAUUUUUAAAAUGUAUCCCUUGUAUCUUAAUUAUUUGUCAAGCCUCAAGUCAGCAUUCAAAACUCCUUUAAAUGGCUAGAGCAAGUUAAUAAAGGAGCUAAGAAUGUGCAUGGGAUAUUUGACAUUAUAGAUGGGAGUAAUGAACAGAAAAGCAAUGAGUUCAUGCUCUGACUCUGGUUAGGUCUCAGCCAGACUACCAGACUUCAAGAAGAAUGUUAAGAAUCUGGUGACGAUGCAAAGGAGUUUUACCAAUUGAUACCAGGGGUGGAAUGAUAAGUAUAGCAAUUGUUCUUUUUACAGCAAACAGAUACACUCACAAAAAAAUGAAGGUUUUUGCUAACGGGGAGAAAUGGGUUUCCACAUCACUGGUUGAUAAAGCAGAGGUCAUAAAUUUUAAAAUAAUUGGCAAAAAGACCGGAAGGGAAGUAAUGAUUAUUUCUACACAAAGAUUUACUGUGAUCUGGAAUUCGUCAGAUUUGCCUCCUGCUUCCACCCUGACUGGCCCUAUCUCCUCCCACAUCACUCUGCCUUCUGCAGGAAUCACUCCCUCUGUGAUUCCAUUGACCGUUUGUCACCACCCACUAAUCUCUCUCCUGGUACAUCCCUGCAAGUGGUAGAAGUGCUACACCUGCCUAUUCACCACCUCCCUCACCUCUAUUCAGGGCCGCAAACAGUCCUUCCAGGUGAGGCAACACUUUACCUGCAAAUCUUUUGUGGUUGUCUACGUAUCCAGUGUUCCCAAUGCAGCCUCCUUUACAUUGGUGAGAUCCGACGUAGAUUAUAGGACCACUUUAUCGAGCAUGCCCACUCCAUCCGCAAAAAGCAGACUUUCCUGGUGGCCAACCAUGUUAAUUCCUAUCUCCAUUCCCAUUCCAACAUGUCAGUCUGUAGCCUGCUCUUCUGCCAGAAUAAGGCCACUGUCAGGCUGAAGGUCAAUACCUCAUUAUGUCCAGGUUUUACCUCCAAGAUGAUGGCAUGAACAGCCCAGUAAUUUUUCCCCUCACCCUUCCCUUUUCAUUUCCCACUGCCCUCUUGCCUGCCUCCUCUUCUUACCUGCCUAUCACCUCCCCCUGGUGCCCCUUCUCUUUUCCUUUCUGUCAUGAUGCAUUCUCCUAUCCUAUUGGAUUCCUUCUUCCUGCCCUUUGCCUUUUCCACUUAUUAGCUCCCAUCUUCUUGCUUCAUCCCCCUCCCCCAUCCACCUGCCUUCACAUAUCACCUAGCUUUUCCUCCUCUUUCUUCCCCCCCGCCCCACCUUAUUCUGGCAUCUUCCCCCUUCUUUUCCUGUCCUGAUCAAGGGUUACAGCCUGAAAUGUUGACUGUUUAUUCAUUUCCAUAGAUGCUGCCUGACCUGCUGAGUUCCUCCAGCAUUUUGUGUGUGUUGCUCUGGAAUUUUUAAAUCUGCUGACAUGGUGGAAUUAAAUUCCAUUGUAAUGUUCAAAGGAAAUUGAUUCUUUGCAAGCGCAUAUUCAGUUUUCAGGGUAAUGGGAUAAAACUGAAGCACGAGAAUAAAGUAUAUAUUUCAUUCAGAGUAGUCUCUCUGAAACAGACUAAAAAGCUCCUUCCUGUACUAUAAGCUUGUAUGAUUAUAAAAAUCAUUUAUGACCAAAACUACUAUGAACUCUUUCUGCAGUUGCUGUAAUCACAGUACAUUGAUAAAAAUUGAAAGAAUUUAUCUGAAUGAUUGAAGCAAAACACAAGCCUGACUCUAGGGAUAAUGUUCUUUCAAAGUCUUUAAUUUGUUGUUUUAUUUAUCUCAAUCCUUGUAAAUUGAUACUGUAAAUCCAAUGCUGGAAAUAUUCAGCUGGUCAGGCAACAUCUGUGAAGAGAUGACGGCACUGUAAAGUUAACAUUUCAAACCGACGAUGACUUGUCAGCAUUCCGUAAAUUGUUGCCCUGAAACCUUAACCCUCAAUUUUCUUCUCCAUAGUUGAUGGUCCCCUUUUGGAGUUUCUGUCACCAUUAAACAAACCCUUGCUGCACUGCUGAAAUCUGGGAGUUUAGUACCUGGAUAUGGUGCUGAAUGUAACUCAUGGGUAAAAAAUAGUUUCAUUUGACCGUAAUCUGAUUUGUUUUAAAUUGAUCAGCAUUAUUUUUGAUUGAUUUUUAACUGCACAUCUUGUUUGCUAAUUUGUUUUCCAUAAUAUCUUCUCUAUCAAGUAUAUUAUACUAUUAGGACAAUUUUUUCCUCAAUGUAAAGGGAGAAGUAAUAAACCUUCCCUUUUAAAAUUAUCAUUAGUCCAUCGUAAUUGGAAAAUGCUUCUCAUCCUUGCGUAAUCUGGGUAUGUGAUUGCAAUGUAUAUCAAUAGAAUUCAUCAGAUGAUUCUGAUAUGAAAUUGGCCAAUGAAUUGGAAUAAAAAGCACAGUUACUACAGCUAUUCUACAGCCACAUUAACUAUUUUCUUAAUAUCUUUUUUUCAUAACAUCCUGCCCAUCCUGCAAUGAUUUCAAUUUUUUCCUGCAGGUUACAUAUUCAAUUUUCUGUCAUUAUUUCAUGAGUAUUUUGCCCAGAUUUUAUUAGUUUUCUUUUAUUUGGUAUUUUUCUAGUUCUGUAUACGUUCAGUAGAAGCUUCACCACACAGAGAAAAACAAUAAUAACCUAGAGUUGUGGUGCCAAGUGGCACAGAAACAGGUCCUUCGGCCCAUUAUGUCCAUUCUAAUCUUUUUGUCCAUCGUUGCUAAGUCCAUGCUGCAUGUAAUGUAUGCAUUAUUUCAGAAAACUGUCACUGUGUAGACAUCAGGAUUGUUGACACGUCGAAACUCCGCUGUGAUUAAAGUGUGUAUCAGAGA
Messenger RNA from Mobula hypostoma (lesser devil ray), 4614 nucleotides. It is a transcript of the gene spata18, whose product is annotated as spermatogenesis associated 18. The record is from RefSeq and is a predicted model, not a curated record. NCBI's taxonomy places the organism in Eukaryota, Metazoa, Chordata, Chondrichthyes, Myliobatiformes, Myliobatidae. The transcript has 16 exons. Gene Ontology annotation, biological process: mitophagy by internal vacuole formation; mitochondrial protein catabolic process. Gene Ontology annotation, cellular component: mitochondrial outer membrane. Bases 116 to 1663 code for a protein of 515 amino acids.